UGACAAUGACAAUGCUUUUUUAGGUACAUAGAUUAAUAAGUUUUGCAUAAAUAUAGAAUAUAGAGUUUCGCGCGGCUGUGAUUGGUCGAGCAACCAGUGAGCCUGAGACGAUAUUGGAGCGGUGAUUAUGAGGUUUUUAAAACUUUGCCAGAUCGAAAGACUACAACAAUUGUUCACCUCAGGCCGGGUGAAUAUGGGAAAUCUACUACUACAACAACAUGAUUGUUCACUGCACCUCAGGCUCAGUGAAUAUGGUGAAUCUACUACUACAACAUUUACUAUGAAAAAUUAUAGAAAGAUUCGAUUCAGGAUCAAACCCUUUUAUUUUGACGAAAGCUAUUUAAUAGCUGUUUCUGAGAGAGAUAAAAGUUAACUACAAAUUAUCCAGCCCUCCCCCCCAAAAAACCUGCCUUAGACGUCUUGAACAAGUGCUUAAAAUGGAGAAUGUCAAAUGGUAUGUUAAUAUUGAUUCCAGAGUUUUCGAUGGACAAAGCAGCGUGCCAAGUUCCCUACCAGUACUAGAUCUGAAUGUUUUGUUCGUGGACCGACCCGGCAGAAAAUGGGAUAGAUUGCAGACGAAUUUUGUUUGUCGAUGUUAACUGUCAAGAUGCGACGGUGCUUUAUUGUCGUUUUUCUUUGUUUUGYGAAAACCCAAAUUAUGGCAUCUCCGUUGGUUAUUAAGACAAAGCUAACAGAUUCCAGUGUUCUGGUUCCACCCUUAAGUAAUUCCUCUUCGUUGGUGUACGUAAAAUUUAGUGAGUGCUGCAAUGAAUAUCCCGCGGCAUGUGAGGACAGAGAUGCCUUUGAACGAAUCAGGAACAGUUUAAAUCACAAACUGAACAAAAUGAACAACUUAUGGGUUCUAGUUARGAAAAGUUUACCAAACGAAACGAUCGCGUUGCGGCGGAGGUCAAAAUCAAGGGAUACUUACAAAAACCUACGAGUCAAGAGAUAUCCGUCAAUGGGGUCUUYGAAAUCAAAAUCAUUUUUAAAGUUAAAAGGGAAAGAAGGAAGAAAACGAAAAUGCCUGAUGACAAGUAUGACAGUCAAACAAGAGGGACAGCUACCAUUGAUCGAAUGUCAUCAGCGGCAAGAGAUUCUGCGGAUCAAAAGGGACCUCGAAGAAAGCAUAACUCUUGCUUCAGACAUGUACAAUGAUAUCGCAACAAUUGGACAAGAAUGUAGCCAAGUACGUGAUUUAGCAAAAGAAAGUGUCAUCAGGAUUAAAAACUGCAARGAGAUAGCUAAAGAAAUGAUUAAGAUGGUCCACAUGUUGUUGUAAAAUAACAACAGAUAACACCCCCUGUUAUAUAUAAUGUAUUUUAUCCCCUGCUAUACUGACGAUCUCCUUUCCGAACUCCUAUUUGAACUACUAUAGGAGUGUCCUUGAGGUGGGGCCACCUUGAUACAUUUUUUUUUUGAAUAAAAAAUGCCUUACCAACCAUCAA
This is a messenger RNA of Actinia tenebrosa (Australian red waratah sea anemone), 1448 nucleotides long. RefSeq lists its product as uncharacterized. NCBI's taxonomy places the organism in Eukaryota, Metazoa, Cnidaria, Anthozoa, Actiniaria, Actiniidae. The record is from RefSeq and is a predicted model, not a curated record.